UUCAAUAAAAACCAUAAUGAAAACUUGAAUGGGCUAUUUUCAGAAUUUAACCGUGUGUAACUAAUAUGGAGAUUAAAGACACAGUAGGCAAAGUAAGACUCAACUUCAGAGUUCCUGACUUUAGACACUACUCGCCAUCACGUACCGGCCGGCAGAUUGACUGUAAACAUACAGUUCAGCUGGGUGCCGCUCGUGCAACUUUCAAGAUUACUUUGGACCUUUACGCCGAACCUCAAAGUUACCGUGAAACUAAAGUAUACGAAUGGAAGAGUCCAUCAAGCAAACCGAGUCCCCGUGUAUCAGCGUCAAGACAAAUUACUCCAAAGUUCCCCGUGAAAAACUCUCCUCUCCAGCAUAGGAGAAAUGUGAAGCUUUCUGACCAACAUGACGCUGCUGUUAUGAAGUCUCCUGUAAACGCUUAUGGUUGCUCUCCUUCUAGUCCAAGGAUAAAGAAAAGUGCCUUGCAGGAGCUCUACACGAAAGGAGGAAUUGAAGAAAUAAUUCACGGUGAUUCGCAAUGGCCUUCAAAAAACGCAUCACCUAAUGCCAUGUUCAAGUCUACGAAGUCUCAGCAGAUCAUGGCACCUCUAGACGGGGACCAGUUUGAUGUACGAAUACUAGUAGACUGCAUCCACACCAACAUACCAGCCCCCUUGAUGUGUAAGAUUAAGAUAACUUCAGGCAUCGGCGAUCGUCCAGAGCAGCGACGUGACCUAACACUGGAAGGGCUCUCAGGCAGCAAGUGGCGCGGUCUGCUGGUGCCGCGCGUGUCGGUCAAACCUUACGAUCUGCUCAUAGAUGGCGCGCUCAACGCUUGGCUUGAAUUUACCUUUACGGAAGAAGUGCUUCACUGCAGUCCCGACAGCCUGGUAACGCUGAGCCGUGACCUGCGUAGUCUGCUGCAAGACCAUCACUCUUCUGCGGACGCGGAGCUCAUCACUACCGACGGAGGAAGGAUUCCUGCUCACCUUGCAGUGCUGAAGGCUCGGUCUUCCCUCCUGAGUACCUGCAAGAUCCUCUCAAAAACCGACUGCGAUAUCGCCCUCAUGGUGGAUGGCAGAUCCCCAAAUGUUCUGAAGCCUCGUGUACUUCUUUUCGAAAAUUCAUCGGGGGUUGAAUCGUCCGACUCUAAUUUAUCUUAUGAUGGAGCAGAAAAACUGUCCCCUGAAAGAUAUUGUACGUCAGUCAAAAUUUCUUGCACUGAUGACACACUAAAUGUUGGGUUGAAAUCCCCAGUUAAAUUAAACCUAUCGCCAGUGAAGAGAAAUCCGCUUCACGCAUCCCCGGUAAAACUCGCCUCGUCUGAAAGGCUAGCCUUGUUUAGCAGACGUAACGAACAACCAAGUAAUCGAAAACCUUUAACUGAAAAAUCCAUAAAUGACCCCACAACAAAUCUAUCUGACGAAGAAAGUCAAAUAGGCGAAGAAGAAAAAAGUCUUAAAGACCUUAACCAGUGUUUUAUUGAAUGCAAUGACACCAAAGACUCUUCUUUGACGUCCAUGAUGGAUGGAGUACCGAAUAUUGAUGAAGACGAUCCCAUCACAGAACUGAAGGAAAACUUUUCGCGCUUGAAUACCAAGAAUAAAUCGCCUCUUAUAUCUUCUCUCCAUAAAAGAAGUAAUCACAAGCAUCAAGAAAGAGUAUUGAUUCAAGUGAAUAUGUCUUCUUCGGUCACGAGACAGUUCAUCGAGUGGGUGUAUACAGGCGAGUGCAGUAACCGACUGUUUGCCCUGCAGGCGAGUGCAGUAACCGACUGUUUGCCCUGCAGGAUUUAUGAUAACCUAAGCAACUAA
Hyalella azteca is the source of this 1793-nucleotide messenger RNA. RefSeq lists its product as uncharacterized. The record is from RefSeq and is a predicted model, not a curated record. The coding region runs from base 66 to 1793 and encodes 575 amino acids. NCBI's taxonomy places the organism in Eukaryota, Metazoa, Arthropoda, Malacostraca, Amphipoda, Hyalellidae. The transcript is spliced from 5 exons.